AGGCAAGGUGCAGCUGCGAACUCGCAACCGUGAGGCCUUUGCCCACCGCCUGGCUCCCGUGCGGGCGGACGAAGUAGGAGGGGGAGCAGGAGCAGGAGCGGCGACAGCAGGGGCAGCGGCAGGCAACAGCGGCGGCGGCGGCAACGGCGGCAGCAGCGAGCUGGAUGGCGUGACGGAGGAGGACAUGUUGGCGCUGUUCAGGUCCAUAGACGUGGACGGAUCGGGUGCCAUCGACGUGUCAGAGCUCCAGACGGCUUUCGAGCUGCUGGGCAUCAGCAAGAGCACGGAGGAGGUCACGGAGCUGCUGGACGGGGUGGACGAGGACGGAUCGGGCGAGCUGGAGUUCCCCGAGUUCAAGGCGGUCUUGCUCAAGGCAAUUCGUGGAGGCGGCGCCUCCAACGGACGCGGCGGCAUGAGCGAAUGGCACGAGGCAGUCGGAGGCGGGCACGGAGGUGGAGGUGGAGGUGGAGGUGGAGGAGUUAGGGGCAGCAGCAUGGGCAGCGGCUGUAGCUUCAGCCGGCGCGGCAGCAGCAGCGGCAGUGCCUCUGCCGGCCACAUGAUGUGGCAGCGGGAGAUGUCAACGGGCGCAGCGCUGGGGGAGGCUGCCAUGCUGGACCCUGACCCGCCGCCCCAGGACGGGGUGCUGAUGGCGCUGGUGGCCACGGACCUGCUGCUGCUGGAGCGAGCGGACUACGAACACAUCCUGGAAAACGGAUUCGAUGGAGAACUCAAGGCCAAGAUGGCACUGCUGCGGAGCUCCCCGGUGCUCGGAUCCGCGCUGCACCGUACCGACCUGCGCCGCCUGGCGUACGCCAUGGAGCGCCGUACGACACCCAUGCAUGCAGCGUUGUACGAACAAGGCCAACCGCCGGCCGCACUACACCUCAUCCUGGAGGGCAGCUGCAAGGUG
Molecule: messenger RNA, 910 nt
Organism: Astrephomene gubernaculifera
Lineage: Eukaryota; Viridiplantae; Chlorophyta; Chlorophyceae; Chlamydomonadales; Astrephomenaceae
Source: the annotation of a GenBank genome assembly